UUGAACUUUCCCUGCAGCUGUAAACAGCUGGAGAUGUUGCAAAUAAUUUUAAGGACUUGCAGAGUGCUUUGGCCAUCAGAAGCUCUCUCCAUCUGUAGUUGGAUGUGUUCAAAGUGUAAGGCGGGCAAAAAAGGUGGCUGUGCGGUUCCCUCACCUAAACCCUCUGGCUGGAAGCGUGCCCUAAAUGCCAAGUCUGAAACGGGCAGGAGAGCAGGGCGUCUGAUGGCAAAGACAAAUGCAGCGUUGUAGUCCUGAGUGUGUUGCCACCCUGACGGGACGAGAAGGUGAAGGUGAUAUUUCAUCCACUGUUACGGUCUGUCCUCUCCUUACCUGACCUCUGAAAUGGAGCCGUCAGCUUUGAAAAGCCUGGUGUCUAAAAUUAAUAUUCUUCCCCAUCUGACUAAGAAGGCAACAGCUGAGCAACAUGAGAUCAAGGACCAUCUGAGUUUAAACAGGGGCUCAAAGUGGCAUUUGAGAGAGAGGAUACUUCCUCUCAGAGUGGACACUUGUCUUUUCAGAAGACUUACUCUGACAGUGAGUCAAGACUUUUACCAGGGAAUUGCACAGUUGUUUUGAACUCUGCAAACUCCCUUUUAUCUGCUGGAACUUAUACUCUGCACUUGGAAUGGUCUGGACCCCAGCAUGUCCUCCUAUAAAUGUCAAGGGGAAGGCAGACUCAGAAGUCACGACUGCAUCCUGAUUUACAAAUCGGAGGCGGAGGGGCACGAACACCACACACCAGGCAGGAACUUAGCCGGACUCACCAGCAAGAUGCUGAAAGUGAAGCGGCUGGAAGAAAUCAGCACGUGUUACCAUGGUGACCAGCUGGAGAAAAUGGCCUUUUUUCAGUGCAUGGAAGAGGUGGAGAAAGUGAAGUGUAUUCUGGAAGAAAGUUCUAGUGAACAGGAUUCGAAAUCUGGGAAGAGUGAGGCUAAGGAGCAGGUGUGCUCACACCCUGGCCUGAAGGAAGCAGAACCAGACAAAGGCCAAAGGACGGCACCUCCCACAGACGAGGCCUGGGCACCACCUGCGCCGUUUGAUCACCGCAUCGUGACAGCCAAGCAGGCCGGGGUCAACAGCUUCUACACCGUGAGCAGAACUGAAAUCCUAGGAGGGUGA
This is a messenger RNA of Delphinapterus leucas (beluga whale), 1119 nucleotides long. Lineage: Eukaryota; Metazoa; Chordata; Mammalia; Artiodactyla; Monodontidae. The record is from RefSeq and is a predicted model, not a curated record.